UCACCGACGCGUUCACACUGGAGAGAACCAUACAGCUGUGACCAGUGUGGGAAAACUUUCACUCAGUCCGGUAACCUAGAAGUCCACCGACGCGUUCACACUGGAGAGAAACCGUACAGCUGUGACCAGUGUGGGAAAACUUUCACUGCAUCAGGUCACCUAAAAAUGCACCAACGUAUUCACACUGGAGAGAAACCGUACAGCUGUGACCAAUGUGGGAAAGCGUUCAAUAAAUCAGUUAACCUUAAAGUCCACCAACGUAUUCACACUGGAGAGAAACCGUACAGCUGUGACCAGUGUGGGAAAGCGUUCAAUAAAUCAGUUAACCUUAAAGUCCACAAACAUAUUCACACUGGAGAGAAACCGUACAGCUGUGACCAGUGUGGGAAAACUUUCAAUAAACCAGGUGACCUUAAAAUCCACAGACGUAUUCACACUGGAGAGAAACUGUACUGGUGUGACUGGUGUGGGAAAACUUUCAAUAAAUCUCUUGGCCUUAAAGUCCACCAACGUAUUCACACUGGAGAGAAAACGUACUGGUGUGACUGGUGUGGGAAAACUUUCACUAGAUCAGAUGUACUAAAAGCCCACCAACGUGUUCACACUGGAGAGAAACCGUACUGCUGUGACCAAUGUGGGAAAACUUUCACUACAUCAGGUAACCUAAAAGUCCACCAACGUGUUCACACUGGAGAGAAACCGUACAAGCGGAAACUCCCUAAAAUCCCAAGAAUAGUAGUUUCGAGGAACCCCUUGGAGAACUGA
This is a messenger RNA of Micropterus salmoides (largemouth bass), 765 nucleotides long. RefSeq names its product zinc finger protein 239-like. The transcript is spliced from 2 exons. NCBI's taxonomy places the organism in Eukaryota, Metazoa, Chordata, Actinopteri, Centrarchiformes, Centrarchidae. Gene Ontology annotation, cellular component: transcription regulator complex; PcG protein complex. The annotation marks the transcript as partial. Gene Ontology annotation, molecular function: RNA polymerase II cis-regulatory region sequence-specific DNA binding; DNA-binding transcription factor activity, RNA polymerase II-specific. Gene Ontology annotation, biological process: regulation of transcription by RNA polymerase II. The record is from RefSeq and is a predicted model, not a curated record.